AUGGAUCAAGAGAUGGCAGACAUUGAGACUCCAACAACUAACGGAUCAGUUCCAGACAUUUUACAGAAGAGGAAUCGUUCUGUUACUCUCAAGUUCGAAGAUGUUGUGUAUAAAAUCAAGACCAAGAGACAGGGAUUAUCAUUUUCGUCGAAGAAGGUAAAAGAAGAAGAGAAAAUAAUCCUCAAGGGAGUAACAGGCAUGAUUGAACCUGGUGAAGUUCUAGCCAUGCUUGGUCCAUCUGGGAGUGGCAAAACGACUCUAUUAACAGCCUUGGGAGGCAGGCUCGGAGGUGGGAAGCUUCAAGGGACUAUAACCUACAAUGGUGAAAAGUUCUCAAACUCAAUGAAGAGAAACACAGGCUUUGUCACUCAAGAUGAUGUUCUCUACCCUCACUUGACUGUCACAGAAACCCUAGUUUUCACUGCACUUCUCAGACUUCCCAAUACUUUCACCAAACAAGACAAGAUCUUGCAGGCUGAAAGCGUGAUAACACAAUUAGGUUUAACCAGUUGUAAAGACAGCAUAAUAGGAGACACUUUAUUGAGAGGGGUUUCUGGGGGUGAGAGGAAGAGGGUUAGCAUUGGACAAGAAAUGCUGGUAAACCCUAGCUUGCUGUUUUUAGAUGAACCUACGUCCGGCCUCGAUUCGACCAAAGCUCAGAGGAUCGUGUCGUGUUUGUGGGAGCUAGCAAAUAAGGGAAAAACUGUUGUCAUGACCAUACACCAACCUUCAAGUAGGCUGUAUUACAUGUUUCACAAGGUUGUGUUACUAUCUGAAGGAAGCUCGGUGUACUUUGGCAAAGGAUCUGAGGCCAUGAAGUAUUUUUCUAGCAUUGGGUUUUCCCCGGCUGUUGCUAUGAACCCUGCAGAUUUCCUUUUAGAUCUUGCAAAUGGUGUCUACUCUGAUGAAUCAACAGAAGAUCAUGCUUUAGUCAAGUAUAAAUUGAAAUCUGAAUAUACGAACAACAUUGAGCCUCAAUUGAAAGCAGUGCUUCACGAAACCGGUGGCUUUGAUCGAAGCCAGCAAGACAGAGAAUUUGGAAGAUGGCCAACGUCAUGGUGCCAGCAAUUCUGUGUGUUGCUUAGGAGAGGAGUCAAAGAGAGGAGGCACCAAUCCUUCUCUGGCCUAAGGAUUUCUCAGAUACUCAUGGUUGCAAUCAUUUCAGGACUUUUAUGGUACAAGUCUGAUGUAUCACACUUGCAGGAUCAGGUAGGACUUCUAUUCUUCGUUGUAGGCUUCUGGGGUUUCGUUCCUAUGUUCCACGCCAUCUUCACUUUCCCUCAAGAACGCAUGAUGCUUCAAAAAGAACGAUCUUCAGGAACCUACAGACUCUCAUCAUACUUCAUGUCAAGAAUGGUCGGUGAUCUUCCAAUGGAACUUGUGCUUCCCACAAUUUUCCUCAUCAUCACCUACUUGAUGGCAGGCCUGAAACGCAAACUCUUAAGUUUCUUAUACACUCUCCUUAGCCUCCUGUUCACAGUCCUAGUCGCACAAGGCCUAGGUCUAGCCCUAGGUGCUUUCCUCAUGGAUCAGAAAACAGCAACAACACUUGGUUCUGUGAUGAUGCUCAGCUUCAUGCUGGCUGGUGGGUUCUACGUUCAAAAUGUGCCCAAGUUUAUAGCUUGGAUCAAGUACGUGUCUAUCAGCUAUUACACUUUCAAGCUCUUUGUGGGGUCCCAGUAUGGUAAUAGGGACACGUACCCUUGUUCUGAAGGGCACUGUUUGGUGAAAGAGUUUCCUUCUAUAAAGCAAAUGGGGGUUGGUUUGAAAGGCCAGAUUGUGGCUGCGUUGGCUUUAGGGAUAAUGCUGGUAGGUUAUAGACUUUUGGCUUAUUUUGCUCUUAUGAGGAUUGGGGUCACAAAAAAAUUGGGUUAG
This is a messenger RNA of Prosopis cineraria, 1875 nucleotides long. Its product is annotated as ABC transporter G family member 9. Gene Ontology annotation, cellular component: membrane. The record is from RefSeq and is a predicted model, not a curated record. Lineage: Eukaryota; Viridiplantae; Streptophyta; Magnoliopsida; Fabales; Fabaceae. Gene Ontology annotation, molecular function: ABC-type transporter activity; ATP binding; ATP hydrolysis activity.